This is a messenger RNA of Scylla paramamosain (green mud crab), 1548 nucleotides long. RefSeq lists its product as uncharacterized. The record is from RefSeq and is a predicted model, not a curated record. Bases 1 to 1548 code for a protein of 515 amino acids. The transcript has 6 exons. NCBI's taxonomy places the organism in Eukaryota, Metazoa, Arthropoda, Malacostraca, Decapoda, Portunidae.
AUGACGUGCAUUUAUCACAACUCUUUCACUUUGAAAAUGAAGGUUAAAGUGGGUCAAAUUGUCAGUGAAUCUUCAGAAAUUUCAGCAGUGCUGGCAACACUACCUUCAACCAAUCCCUCCCCCUCAUUGUGUCUCCCAGCUCUACUGUCUGUACUAGGGUCUGUACAGGAUGCAUUCUUGUCUCUGUCCCGUACUGAGCCAGUGAACGUAUCCCCCCACCCCACCCCACCCCACCCCGCCUAUCCACUCCUCUCCCAGUCAUUCCCAGCCAUUCCAUUCCCAACCACUCCUCCCCCAGCCAUUCCCAGACACAGCCCUCCCAGCAAUUACCAGCCAUUCCUCUCUCAACCAUUACCAGUUACUCCUCUCCCAGUCAAUUCCAGACACUCCCCUAACAGCCAUUCCCAGCCACUCCUCUCCCAGUCUCUCCCAGCUACUUCUCCCUCAGCCAUUCCCAGCAACUCCUUCCCUAGUCAUUCCCAGCCACUCCUUUCCCAGCCACUUCUCUCCCAGCCACUAAUCCCCCAGUUAUUCCCAGCUACUCAUCCCCCAUCAUUCCCAGCCAUUCCUUUCCCAGCCACUUCUCUCCCAGCCACUCCUCCGCCAGCCAUUCCCAGACACUGUCCUCCCAGCCGUUACCAGCCAUUCCUCUCCCAACCAUUACCAGAUACUCCUCUCGCAGCCAAUUCCAGACACUCCCCUAACAGCCAUUCCCAGCCACUCCUCUCCCAGCCAUUCCUAACCAAUGCCCUCACAGUCUCUCCCAUCCCCAUCUCCCCCAGCCAUUUCCACCCACUGCCCUCCCUGCCUCUCAAAGCCACUCCUACCCCGGACACACAAAGGCUCUCCCAGCCAUUCCCAGCCUCUCCUAGCCACUCCCAGCUUCUCUCCCAGCUAUUCCCAGCCAUUCCCAUCUCAGCCAUUCCCAGCCACUCAAGAUUCAGCUAUUCCCAGUCACUCCUCUCCCAGACAUUCCCAGCUACACCCCUUUCAGCUAUUCCCAACUCCUUCACCCCCAGUCAUUCUCAGCCAGUCCCCUCCCAGCCUCUCCUCCCCCAGCCAUCCCCAGCCGCUCCAUUCCCAGCCACUCCUCCCACAGCCAUUCCCAGCCUCUCCCAGUCGCUCCUCUCCCAGCCAUUCCUUGUUACUCCUCUUCCAGCCAAUGCCAGCCAUUCCUCUCACAGCCAUUCCCAGCCACUCCUCUCCCAGCCAUUGCUAACCACUCCUCUCCCAGACACUUCUACUCCAGCCAUUCCCAGCCACUCCCCUCCCUGCCCCUCCCAGCCAUUCUUCCCCCAACCAUUCCCAGCCUCUCUUAGCCACUCCUCUCCCAACCAUUCCCAGCCACUCCUUUCCCAGCCAUUCAUAGCCAAUCCCAGCCACUACUUUCCCAGCCAUUCCCAGUUACUUAUCUCCCCGGCAGUCCUCUCCCAUGCAGUCAUUCCCAGCAACACAUCUCCCAGCCUCUUCGAGCCAAUCCCAGCCAUUCCCAGCCACUCCUCUCCCAGCCAUUCCUCUCCCAGCUAUUGCCAGCCAUCCCUCUACUAG